Messenger RNA from Hordeum vulgare subsp. vulgare (domesticated barley), 1503 nucleotides. RefSeq names its product homeobox-leucine zipper protein HOX13-like. Gene Ontology annotation, cellular component: nucleus. Gene Ontology annotation, molecular function: sequence-specific DNA binding; DNA-binding transcription factor activity, RNA polymerase II-specific. Lineage: Eukaryota; Viridiplantae; Streptophyta; Magnoliopsida; Poales; Poaceae. Gene Ontology annotation, biological process: positive regulation of DNA-templated transcription. The record is from RefSeq and is a predicted model, not a curated record. The transcript has 3 exons. Bases 287 to 1240 code for a protein of 317 amino acids.
UAGCUCCCUGCUUUUAUUUAUACGCCAUCCCAUGGGCUCUUGCAUCAGUUGAUUGCUGCUGCAGCGAGUGACCUCACAUCCCCUCCGUCCUUCCUCGCCCCCAUCCACAUCGUCUUUGCGAUCACGACACCCGGAGGAGCGCAGAGGCCAUUGCCCGCCGCGCAACAGAAGCCGUGCGCUUCGCAGCUCCUCCAUCCCCCACACCAUAUCGAUCAUAACUAGUACCGUCCCCAUUUCCAGUUUCGAACCGCCUAUCUCCUCCUCGAGCUGCGGGGAUCGCUCGCGGAUGAAGCGGCAGAUCAAGAGGCCGGCCGGCAGCAAAGAAUCGCCUGAGCCAGGGGAGAAGCUGGCGUUCGCUGAGAAAGAGAACCUGCUGGCGGCCUACAUGGAUCACGAGGAGCCCGAGCUGGAGGAGGCCGACGAGGAGGAGGAGGAGGAGGAGGAGCGCGCCAUGUCGUGCGGGCUGGGCGGGAAGAAGCGGCGGCUGGCGCUGGAGCAGGUGCGCGCGCUGGAGCGCAGCUUCGAGACGGACAACAAGCUGGACCCGGAGCGCAAGGCCCGCAUCGCCCGCGACCUCGGCCUGCACCCGCGCCAGGUCGCCGUCUGGUUCCAGAACCGCCGCGCCCGCUGGAAGACAAAGCAGCUCGAGCGCGACUUCAACGCCCUCCGCGCCCGCCACGACGCGCUCCGCGCCGACUGCGACGCGCUCCGCCGCGACAAGGACGCCCUCGCCGCCGAGAUACACGAGCUGAGGGAAAAGCUGUCGACCAAGCCGGAGACGGCGGUGAAGGCGGAGGCCACCGGCAAUGUCGAGGCCGCGGAGGAGCGCCUGCAGCAGGCGACGAUGGUCGGCGCGGCGGUCUGCAAGGACGGAUCCUCGGACAGCGACUCGAGCGCGGUGUUCAACGACGAGGCGUCGCCCUACUCCGGCGCGGUCUUCGAGCAGCAGGGAUUCAUGGGGUUCGGCGCGUCGUUCCUGGACACGGCGUCGGCGGCCGCGGCCACCACGGGCUGCACGUCCCUGCCCAUGCUGGAACCCAAAUGGCCCAGCGCGUACCCGUACGACGCGAGCAGGUCCAGCGCCUACGGCUUCACGGAGGAAUGGCUGUCCGGGUCGGACGCGAUUGGCAACGACGGCAGCUCCGCCUUCUUCUCCGAGGAGCACGUCUCCAACCUCAACUUCGGCUGGUGUAGCAGUGGCGCCGAGGGUUUUGACCUCCAGAGUUACUGUAAAAAGUAAGACGGUGUCAAUGUCCAUGCAGCGACAGCGGGUACUUACUUUCUACUGGCUAGCUACCUUAGCCUAGCUAGCGGACAAGGAGAGAGGUUAGCAAUGGUGGAAUUCGAUGAGAAGGGUGAAUUGCCGGAUGAAUGGACCUCCUGCCUGCCAUUGCCAUGGAGGGAGGACGUAAAUGUUACUACUAGUACACAGUACACAAAUAACGGUCUCUAGGUUUAAUCGAUGGUGUAAAAAGUUGCAAUCCAAGCAUGCAGCCGUCCCUA